CGGCCCCGGGAUCGGGAUCGGCCCCGGGAUCGGGAUGGCGGGGCCGGGGCUGGAGCGGUACCGGCUGGCGCUGCUGGCGGCGCGAGAGGACGUGGGGAACCCCCGGGCUGGGACCGACUGGGCCGUCUUUGGCUAUGAGAAGCACCACGAUCUCAAGCUCCUGGAUUCCGGAGCCGGGGGGCCGGAUGAGCUCGCUGGAAAAUUCUCUGUGGGCAGCGUCAUGUACGGGCUGUGCCGGGUCCCCGAUCCCGGCUCCGGCACCCCCAGGAUCGUCCUUAUCAGCUGGGUGGGGGAAAAGGUGCCGGAAUCGCAGCGGGCGGCGUGUGCCGGGCACCUGCCGGCCAUCCGGAGCUUCUUCAGGGAGGCCACGGCCGUGAUCAGCGCCCGGCGCCCCGAGGAGGUGACGCUGGAGGGGCUGCGCCGAGUGCUGGCACAGCUGGAGCCCCCCGCCCCUCGCCCUCCCAGGAGGACCCCCCAGGACCCCCCGGAGCUGGUGGGCACGAACUACCGCAAGACCAACCCGGCCCUGGAGCUGCAGCGCACCCAGCGCGAUUCCUUCUGGGAGCAGGCUGAGCGCGAGGAGCAGCAGCGGAAGGAGCAGGAGAAGCAGCGGGAGCGGGAGCAGCGGCGGCGCUGGGAGCGGGAGCGCAUGGAGGAGGAGCGGCUGCAGGCGGCGGAGCGGGAGCGGCGGCUGCAGGAGCGGGAGCGGCUCAUCGAGGAGCGGCGGCAGGAGCAGGCGCGGCUGGACGCGGAGGAGCGGAGGAAGGAGCAGGAGCGAUGGGAGCAGCAGCAGCGGGAGCAGGAGGCGGCCGAGCGGGAGCGCGGGGGUCGCACCGGGCUCAGCGGGACGGCGGCCGAAGCCGCCAUCCUGGUCUCCCAGCGCACCCAGAACCCCCGGGAAUUCUUCCGGCAGCGGGAGCGCUCGGGGUCCACAUCCACAUCUCCCCUGGCCGGCAGCACCCCCGGUGCCCGCCGGCCCUUCCUGCGGUACCAGCGCAGCCUGACGGAAUCCGCCUUCAUCUUCCGCCGGCCGGAGCCCCCCCAGACCCCCCCGCCCGGCGCCUCCCGGGGGGCACCGCCCGCCAGCCCCCGCCGGCCGCCCGCGGGGACAGCGACACCCCAGAGUGCCACCAGCGGGACCCCCGCCAGCCCCAGGGGGAGGGACACCCUGGGGACGCCCCCCAGCCCAGCCCGAGCAGGGUCCCCCCAUGCCACCAGCCCUGUGGGGACAGGGACCCCUCAACGUGCCACCAGCGGCACCCCCGUCAGCCCCAUGGGGACAGGGACACCCCAUGCCACCAACCCUCUGGGGACAGAGACCCCCCAAUGUGGCACCCUGGGGACCCCCCCCAGCCCAGCCCGAGCAGGGUCCCCCCUUGCCACCAGCCCUGUGGGGACAGGGACCCCCCAAAGUGCCACCACCGGGACUCUCCACAGCCCCCUGGGGACAGGGACCCGUCCCUCUGCCACCCCAGGGAGCCCCCCCAGCCCUGUGGUGACGGCCACCCCCCAAAGUGCCACCACUGGGACCCCCUCCAGCCCCAUGGCAGCGGGGACCCCUCCCUCCGCCACCCUGGGGACCCCCGAUUUUGCCACCACCAGCUCAGGGUCCCCCCCUGCCAUGCCUGGGCCCCCUCCCAGCCCCCCCCGCAUGGGGGUCCCCCCUGUCCCCUCCGGGCCGGGGUCUCCUGAAGGCACUUCUGGGCUCCAGCCCCUCCCUCCUUGCAGCACUCCGGCUUUGGGGUGUCCCCCCAGCCCCCCCCGGGAUGUGCAGGGGCUCCCCCCGGACAGUCUGGGGCCGCUGCUCGAGGAUGUCCCCAGCCCGCGGGAGGGGUCCCCAAAACCCCCGGCCGGGCCCCCCCUGCACCGUCCCGCACCCCCCCAGGAUUUGGGGCGCAAUGGAAUCGGGGGGCACGAGUGGGGAGGGGGCUGGGAGGCCCCCUGGGAGCCGGGACCGCCCCCGGGGCAGGGGGAGGAGCCCAGCGAGAGCCUCGUCCUGCACAAAGCCACGCCAGGCUUCGCGCUGCUGCUGGCCCGGGACGCCCCCCACCCACCGCUUUUGGGGGGCCCCAGCCCCCCCACCGAUGACGAAGACCUCUCCCCACACGCUGUGUAAUGGGGAGGGGGCAACACCUCCUUUUGGGGUGGGGGGGACCCCCUAUAGCACCACAGCACACCCAAGCCCCCUCACCCCCCCCAGCACAGCCCCCA
Messenger RNA from Agelaius phoeniceus (red-winged blackbird), 2211 nucleotides. RefSeq lists its product as uncharacterized. Gene Ontology annotation, molecular function: actin filament binding. Gene Ontology annotation, cellular component: dendrite; postsynaptic membrane; postsynaptic density. The record is from RefSeq and is a predicted model, not a curated record. Lineage: Eukaryota; Metazoa; Chordata; Aves; Passeriformes; Icteridae. Gene Ontology annotation, biological process: positive regulation of dendritic spine morphogenesis; postsynaptic actin cytoskeleton organization; positive regulation of axon extension.